UUUCUUUUUUUUUUUAAUGAUUCAAACAUCGAUUAAAAAAAGACGUGGGAGGCCUCCUCUCUCAACUUCAGCAAAAAUUCGCGCAAUUUUUAAAGUAUGUCCUAUACCACCAACUCAUUUUCAAGAUUUUGCUAAUACUUUCGACCCACAAAAACUUUAUCCUGAACUUUGGGCAAAACGAACGAUCGUUAAAAAAAAGAAGUAUGCACCUAAUGAUAAAUUUGGGAUUCACGAAGAAAUAAAAGGAACUAUUGAACAGAAAGGGCAACUCCAUGAAAAUGCUACAACCAUUGUAGCUACAACAACUACUACUACUCCAGCACCUGUUCGGUUAAAACUAAUUGUACGAGACGGAAACGAAUCUAACAAUCUACCAGUUAAACCACCAAGGAAAAAAAAACCUAAUCCAUUGGAUCAAAAAGAAGAAUGCUAUCUUCUACAUAAAUUACAAUAUUCUUCAAAACCCUUAUCGCCUAAAGCCGCUAGACUAAAGAGAAAGUUAUAUCUACGUAGGCUAAAAAAAGAAAAUGGAUUGAAAAUUUUUGAUAUUGAUGCAAUUGUCACAGAACAUAUGAGGUCUUCUUUACCUCUUGAACCAUUGACGUCCGACGAGGAAGAAGAACCACUUCGUGAGUUAAUUACUGAAACAUCCAUUCACGAUCAAGCAGAAGAAAAGACGAAUUAUAAACAAGAAACUGAAAUUACAUAUACACCUUAUAAAAACUCUUUUGCAUCAAGAUUGUAUGGAAUUCCUCGUUUGGCAACUACCCUUACUGCAGAAGAAGCUUGGACAAGUCCUUUCAAUAGUAGAAAAUUGAAACCAUAUAUUCGCAGGGAUUAUGAAACUAUCCCACAAAAAUUAAGAUUAUUAUGGGACAUCAUCAGAUACCCACACCGGAAUGAUCCCAAUUGGUUGCCGCCACCAGCCAGUCCUAUAGAUUUCUGCUAUUUCCAAAAAGAACAUUUGGAUCAAGUUAAUGAUUUAUUGCAGAAAUGUUUUUGGCCAGGAAUUGACGUUUCGGAAAAUCUUCUUUUCCCUGAUUUUAGUAUAGUUGCUAUGUAUAAGAGACUGGUAAUUGGGUGUGGUUUUAUGACUCCCCAAGCUUAUAUAACAUACAUCGCUGUUGCGCCCGGAUGGGAAAAGUCGGGAAUUGGACAGUUUAUGGUAUAUCACUUAAUUCAGACAAAUAUCGGGAAAGAUGUUACGCUUCAUGUUUCAGCAAAUAAUCCCGCAAUGAUUCUUUAUCAAAAGUUUGGUUUCAAGCCAGAAGAAUUUAUCGUAAAUUUUUAUGAUAAAUACUUACCUGAUGGAAGUUUAGAGUGUAAAAAUGCUUUCUUCGUAAGAUUGAGACGAUAAAUAACUUUUAAUCUCUCCACCAUUUUUUAUUUUUCCAUUUUGCCUUUUUUUCUUCUCUCUCUGCAAGAUAUUUAUUUCUCUCCUCUAUCCAUUCUUGUUCGAAAAUUUUCCAUUCUUGUUGCUGAUCUAUAUCCUGUGAGUUUCUUACAGAUUUACGUAAUCCUGAUGUAUGUGUUGGAAUAAGUUCUUCCAUUUUUUUAUGAAACUCGUAUAGCUUUGAAGAUAAAUAUUUUUGUAUAAUAAUAAUAAUAAUAAUUCAAAA
This is a messenger RNA of Rhizophagus irregularis DAOM 181602=DAOM 197198, 1619 nucleotides long. The record is from RefSeq and is a predicted model, not a curated record. Lineage: Eukaryota; Fungi; Glomeromycota; Glomeromycetes; Glomerales; Glomeraceae.